This is a messenger RNA of Bactrocera neohumeralis, 1031 nucleotides long. It is a transcript of the gene mip40, whose product is annotated as protein lin-37 homolog. Gene Ontology annotation, biological process: negative regulation of transcription by RNA polymerase II. The record is from RefSeq and is a predicted model, not a curated record. The transcript has a single exon. Bases 107 to 907 code for a protein of 266 amino acids. Gene Ontology annotation, cellular component: transcription repressor complex; Myb complex. NCBI's taxonomy places the organism in Eukaryota, Metazoa, Arthropoda, Insecta, Diptera, Tephritidae.
UUGAAAAUAUACUAGGAUUUCGUUCAUUGUCAAACAAAUUUGAAAGUUUCUUUGAAACAUUCACGAAUUUAUAAGUUUAUAAAUUAAUUUUGGAAGUUGGAAUAAAAUGAAAACUCCGCCGCAACGUAGAAAAGUACAAAAUGAUAUUCAUCAAGCCCGGGGACGUUUUAGAAAUGUGCUAAACGACACAUUGGCCGGUUCCGAUGAUGAUGGGAACGCUAGUGAGGAAGAUUUACCGCAUCGUGGCCGACCACCGAAACAUUUAGCUAAUACAAUGCAAAGGGAAAUCCAGUCACCACGCAGCUCACGGCAUAGCAGCUUGUCACCAGGAAAAUACAUAACACCAACAAAGCGCAGAAAGCGUGAAGAGCGAGAAUCAGAGUCAAUCGGAAUGGAGAACGAUAAGUCGUCAUCGGUACAACCAACACAAAAAAUACAAGCAGAGAGUUUUGUUAUGAAAUUGUUUGAUCGUAGUCUUGAUCUUUCAAAGUAUACGGAACAAACCGCAUUAUAUCCCAUAUGUCGUGCUUGGAUGGCAAAUCAACCACGUAAUCCAAAUAUACGCAGCUAUCGCGAUAGACGUUCACCAUCACCAGUUGAAAGGAAAAGUAAUGCCGCUGAGAUGCUUGAACAGUUACAAAGAGGUGAGAUUCGGAACGUGAAGUCAAUGCCAGCGCCUAAACGAACUGACCUGCCAAAAAUACCCAUACUGAGUCGUGAUGUUUCAAGUACCAAAGAAAUCGAUGAUGUAGUAUUUGGAAGCAAGAAUUUAAACAAGGAUGAACUUUUGGAUAAUCAUUUGAUUAAGUGGAAGACGCUCAAAUCCAGUUGGCUGAAACAGAACAGUAAUUACCAGAAACGUUAUGAACUCAACCAUUUGAUAUUACAACAACUCUUCAAGCCGUAAACACUAUAAUAAUAAGAUAUUAGAAUUUUAUAAACUACAUUAAAUAUGUAUAUGCUUUAGCAAUAAUAUGUAAAUAUGGAUAUGAAUUUAAUAAUAUUUGUCUAUUUUAAAGUUUUUGAGUUAA